This is a messenger RNA of Laetiporus sulphureus 93-53, 895 nucleotides long. Its product is annotated as cytosine deaminase. Gene Ontology annotation, cellular component: cytoplasm; nucleus. The transcript is spliced from 5 exons. NCBI's taxonomy places the organism in Eukaryota, Fungi, Basidiomycota, Agaricomycetes, Polyporales, Laetiporaceae. Bases 230 to 733 code for a protein of 167 amino acids. The record is from RefSeq and is a predicted model, not a curated record. Gene Ontology annotation, molecular function: diaminohydroxyphosphoribosylaminopyrimidine deaminase activity; zinc ion binding.
UUAAAUCAAUUUAGUCGACAACGAAACCAGGGCCCGUCCAAAAAGGGCUACAAGCCUGCUUUAUAUGGUAAGUGCCCAGCGCUGCGCAAAGAGAUAAGAUAAGAACGGAUAUGCGCUCUGCCGCACAGGAGGAACAUCGAUCAUGCCGCCCCCGCUCGAGUCAGGUUUUGCGCUCUCCGCGUCCUUCCAGCUUUGUCUCCCCUCCACGCACGACUAGCACCCGGUACCCAUGCCUGCCGAGUUGUCUCCCGCAGACGCACUCGGCCUGCGCACCGCGCUCGAGAAUGCGCGCAAGAGCUAUAGCGAGGGCGGCGUUCCUAUCGGCGCGGCCAUCGUGUACCGUGACGGAGAGGGCGGGGAGCAGCCGCGCGUGAUCGGCCAGGGACAUAAUCAGCGAAUCCAGGAGGCGUCGCCGAUCUUGCAUGGCGAGACGGCCGCGUUGAAGGAUGCGGGAAGGCUGAAGGCGGAGGUGUAUAGGAAAUCUACGAUGUAUACCACCUUGAGCCCGUGCAGCAUGUGCUCCGGCGCCAUCCUGCUCUAUAAGAUCCCACGGCUUGUGAUCGGGGAAAAUGUCAACUUCAUGGGAGACGAGGACCUCCUUCGGAGCCGCGGCGUGGAUGUAAUUGUCAUGGAUGAUGCGGAGUGCAAGGAGCUCAUGCGGCGGUUCAUCUCGGAGAAGCCAGAGGAAUGGUACGAGGACAUCGGCGAGAUUCCGCCGUCGAGACAGCAAUAAAAUGCGAUAUUUAGAUGAUAUCGGGACGAAAGGUGGAGAUUAUAGAAAUAGCUGAAACGGUGACAGCCAGAUAAAAUGGUAGUGCAGCCAAGAGAUAGAUACUCAGAUGUUUAUAAUUUAGUCUUAAUCCCGCGAGCCUCGCACGUAGUGUUCUUUCUGGAU